CAUCGGUUCGAAUCCGAUACCGAUAAAGGGCUUUUUCCUUUUUUUUCGGUAUGCCGCUCCGCCAGCAAGGAGCGAAAGAACCAAGUGGUUUGUGGUUAUGUCAGAAUUUGCACCUAUUUGUAUCUAUUUAGUGAUCAGUCUGCUAGUUUCUUUGAUCUUACUCGGUCUUCCUGUUCCCUUUGCUUCCAAUAGUUCGACCUAUCCAGAAAAAUUGUCGGCCUACGAAUGUGGUUUCGAUCCUUUCGGUGAUGCCAGAAGUCGUUUCGAUAUACGAUUUUAUCUUGUUUCCAUUUUAUUUAUUAUUCCUGAUCCGGAAGUAACCUUUUCCUUUCCUUGGGCAGUACCUCCCAACAAGAUUGAUCCGUUUGGAUCUUGGUCUAUGAUGGCCUUUUUAUUGAUUUUGACGAUUGGAUCUCUCUAUGAAUGGAAAAGGGGUGCUUCGGAUCGGGAGUAAUCACUAGUGAUAGGGCAAAAAUAGGAAGGACAA
Molecule: messenger RNA, 487 nt
Organism: Vigna unguiculata (cowpea)
Lineage: Eukaryota; Viridiplantae; Streptophyta; Magnoliopsida; Fabales; Fabaceae
Product: NADH-ubiquinone oxidoreductase chain 3
Cellular component (GO): NADH dehydrogenase complex
Molecular function (GO): NADH dehydrogenase (ubiquinone) activity
Source: RefSeq, a predicted model, not a curated record